Molecule: messenger RNA, 990 nt
Organism: Symbiodinium sp. CCMP2592
Lineage: Eukaryota; Dinophyceae; Suessiales; Symbiodiniaceae
Source: the annotation of a GenBank genome assembly
AUGGAGGAGGGAGCUGAGCGCAGGAUGCAGCGUCUGAACUCGCCGUCGCCGUCUUCAAGAGACAGAGACAGUGUCAGGACGCGCCCCAUCAGCCCACCUUCUUCUGGCACUUCGCAGCAGCAGCGACGCCCAAGGCAGUCGCUCAAUGAGACCACGCCGACCACGCCGCCUACAUCUACCAAGAGAAAAAAGUUACAGCUACAGGAGGCAAUCAAGAAUAGAUUUGCUCACGACCCUGUUUCACCGCAGAAGUUGCAGAGACAGGGGCAGGAACAGACGCACAGAGUCUGGCCAGAGAGAGGCUUCAUUCUGGAUAUGCCCGGAAAGGUCGAAGCGGCGAGCGCGGCGAGCUCAAGCCGCCACACAAGCAAUCCGUCGUCACCGGUUGCCAGCAGCCGCAGCCCAGGGGACGACUUGGAGAUGCGCACGCCAUGUCCGAUCGACACUGCCUCCAAGAAGAAGAAGUCAAGGAAGAACAAGCACAAGAGCCUAAAGGUAGGAGCUCCUGGCUUCGACCUCACGACGCAACCCGGCGACGAAAAGACCACCGUGGUUGGCUUCAUGCAGCGAUUGAAGCAUUCUCAACGUGGCAAUAACAGUCCCCACCAGCUGGGAAUUUGCUACAACACCGUGGAGGUCAAGGAGGGCGACGCGAACUGCCACCAAUCGACACUGACCAUCACAGCUGAAGACGCGAACGGAGCUCCGUAUGCAUGGAGCGGGAAGGAGUUCAGGGGCGAGGUGGUACGGAAGAAGGUUAAGGCGGAGAGUGCUGCAGCCAGAGAGUUUCUUGCAGAUGCUGACGUUCAACAAACGGCUGCAACUAUGGAUCCGGUUUAUCCGAGACAGCUUUCCGAGAACCAGAAGCGCAAGCUGUCGUUGUGGAGAGAAAUCCGCCACGCCAAGAAUGCUGCAUCAGCUGCGGGAAGACAAAGACGUCGUCAUGCGCUUUCAUCAGUGUCCAAUCGGCGCUCGCUGCUCAGACGUUAG